Messenger RNA from Arvicanthis niloticus (Nile rat), 6593 nucleotides. The record is from RefSeq and is a predicted model, not a curated record. Lineage: Eukaryota; Metazoa; Chordata; Mammalia; Rodentia; Muridae.
GGUGGUGGUCAGACAAGCAGCAGUAAGCUUUUAACUGCUGCUCCUCUACCCUCUUUAAAAAGAGUUGAAUUUGAUCAAAAAAAUUCAGGGAUUUGAUCCUAAAUGUAGAAGUCAUUUGGACUACAGAUUUUGAGUUCUGUUCCCAGUUGAUUUUUUUCCAGUCAUGCCCAGAAAAUCUGGGAAUUCAUUAGUUCUUUGAAUACAAAGCAAGAAGAGUGCUUAAAUGAGUUCCAGAAAGAAAGGCCCUUGCCUUUCUGGCCAGCAGUUUGCUGAAGGAGAUGACAUCAUGAAGCUGCAGCCAAGUGACAGGCGGGUCCAAAAGGCGAGAAGUAGCUCCUCAGGACACAAGUCAAUGGAGCCGAGGAGUCUUCAACCAACUCUUCAAAGAAGACGGCGAGGCCGCUCUAGGAAGAAAAGUCGUUCUGUGGAGAAAGGUUACUCUGAGGAGAAAACCUGUACAGUGGAGAAAAUUCCCUCCACCGAGAAAAACCUUUCUGCUGAGAAGCCUCCUCCCAUCACUGAGAAGCAUCGCACUAGAGUUAAAAGCCCCUCGGCCAAAAAGCUUCUGUUAGCAGAGAAGUAUCCCAAUGCUGAAAAAAGCCUUACUACAGAGAAGAAGAGAUCCUCUGCUGAGAAGUACUCUCCAAAUGAAAAAGGUCAGAUGACCCAGAAAAGUUCUGCUGGGAGGCGCCACUCUGAGACACAUGGCUCUGGAAAGAGUCCUCCCUUUUCUGAGAAAUGCCACCCUACAGAGAAAUGUCAUUCAAGUGUGAAGCGUGGCUCCUCAGUCAAAGAUCAUCCUGCAGAUAGAGGUCGUUCCAGCAAGAAAAGAUGCCCUACAGAAAAACCUCAGAAAGGUCGGUUGACAGGGAGAAGUCCCUAUGCUCCUGCCACAGAGAGAGGGCGCCCUACCAAGAGAUGUCAACCCACAGAGAAAGGCCUUUCUACUAAGAAGGGUCCCUCUAAUGAGAACCGACCCCCUGCAAAGAAAGGCUGCUCAGCCAAGAUACAUAGCUCUGCAGAGAGAGAUCAGCAGAUACAGAAAGGUGGUGCUACCCAUAGAAUUGUCUCUAGAGAGAAAUACUGCCCUUCAAAGAGAGGUCGGCCUGCCAAAAAAAGUGGUCUGGAAGAGAAGGGCCACUCAGAGAAAAGUGCCUGUGCAUCAAGAGGAAGUUCUUCAGGAAAAGAUCUCUCUGCAGGAAGAGUUCACCACAAGAGAAGCAGCCCUGCAGAGGAGGGUGAUUUAGUCAAGUGUAGUAUCUGUGAAUCCAGUGUACCCUCUGCAGGGACAGAUUGCUUUGCAAGAAGUCACUGCAACAAAAGCAAUCCUGGAGAGAAGAGUCGCUCCUUAGAGUGUGGAAUCUUUUCAUCAAGAGUACCCUCUGCAGGGAAAGAUCGCAGUGCAGGAAGAGGGCACACCAAAAAAAUCUGUAAGGCAGAGAAGGGUCGCUCAGUGGAGAAAUGUAGCAGUACAUCAAGAGGAUCCUCCACAGGGAAAAAUCGCUCUGGAGGAAGAGGUGACCCCAAUAAAGGUGUCACUGUAGAGGAGGGUCUGUCAUUCGAGGAUAGUAGCAGUCCAUCAAGAGGACUCUCUUCAGGGAAAGAUCCAUCUGGAAGAAGAGGUUGCCCUAACAAACAAGGCCCUGCAGAGAGGUGUCGUUCUGUUGAAAAUAAUAGAAGUACAUCAAGAGGACCCUCUUCUGGGAAAGCUCGAUCUGGAGGAAGAUGUCGCCCUAACAAACAAGGCCCUGCAGAAAGGGGUCGUUCAGUUGAGGGUAGUAGCAGUCCAUCAAGAGAAACCUCUGUACCUAAAGAUCGAUCUGCAGGAAGAGGUGGCCUCAUCAAACACAGCCCUGGAGAGAGGGUUAGUUUUGUUGAAAGUAGUAGCAGUACAUCAAGAGGACCCUCUUCAGGGAAAGACCAAUCUGUAAGAAGAGGUCGCCCCAACAAACUCUACCCUGUAGAGAGAGGUUGUUCUGUAGAAAGUAGUAGCAGUACAUCAAGAGGAUGCUCUUCGGGAAAAGAUCAAUCUAGAGGAAGAGGUCGCCCCAACAAACAAGGCCCUGCCAAAAGGGUUCGUUCAGUUGAGGGUAGUAGCCGUCCAUCAAGAGAACCCUAUGUUCCUAAAGAUCAAUCUGCAGGAAGAGGUCCCCACAUCAGACACAGCCCUGGAAAGAGGGGUCGUUCUGUUGAAAGUAGUUGUAGCCCAUCAAGAGGAACAUCUACAGGGAAAGAUCGAUCUGGAGGAAGAGGUUGCCCCAACAAACAAGGCCCUACAGACAGGUGUCGUUCAUUUGAGGGUAGUAGCAGUCCACCAAGAAGAACCUCUACAGAGAAAGAACGUCUUGUAAGAAGAUGUCACUCCAACAAAAGUAGCCUAGCAGAGGGAUGGUGUUCAACCAAGAGUGGUAUCUGUACACCAAGAGGACUCUCUGCAGGGAAAGAUUGCCCUUCAGGAGAAGGUCACCAAAACAGAAGUAGCCCUGCAGAGGAGGCUCACUCAGUCGAGGGUAGUAGCAAUCCAUCAAGUGGACCCUCUUUAGCUAAAAAUUGGUUUGCAGGAAGAGGUCGCCCCAACAAACAAGUCCCUGCAGAGAUGGGUCGUUCAGUCAAGAGUAGUAGCAGUACAUCAAGAGGGCCCUCUUUACGGAAAGAUCGAUCUGGAGGAAGAGGUCACCCUAACAAACAAGGCCCUGCAGAGAGGGGUUGUUCUGUGGAAAGUAGUAGCAGUACAUCAAGAGGACGGUCAUCAGGGAAAGAUCAAUCUAGAGGAAGAGGUCACCCCAACAAACAAGGACCUGCCAAGAGGGUUCGUUCAGUUGAGGGUAGUAGCCGUCCAUCAAGAGAACCCUCUGUUCCUAAAGAUAGAUCUGCAGGAAGAGGUCGCCACAUCAGACACAGCCCUGCAGAAAGGGGUCGUUCUGUUGAAAGUAGUAGCAGUCUAUCAAGAGGACCCUCUUCUGGGAAAGAUCGAUCGGGAGGAAGAGGUCGCCCAAACAAACAAGGCCCUGCAGAGAGUGUUCGUUCAGUAGAUGGUAGUAGCAGUCCUUCAAGAGGAACCUCUACAGGGAAAGAACGUCUUGUCAAAAGAUGUCACUCCAACAAAAGUAGCCUUGCAGAGGGAUGGUGUUCAACCGAGAGUGGUAUCUGUAGACCAAGAGGACUGUCUGCAGGGAAAGAUUGCCCUUCAGGAGAAGGUCACCAAAACAAAAGUGGUCCUGCAGUUGAGGGUCAAUCAGUUGAGGGUAGUAGCAGUCCAUCAAGUGGACCCUCUGUAGCUAAAGAUCCAUCUGGAAGAAGUGGUCGCCUCAAGAGACAUAGCCCUGCAGAAAGGGGUCAUUCUUUGGAAAGUAGUAGCAGUACAUCAAGAGGACUCUCCUCACAGACAGAUGGAUCUGGAGGAAGAGGUCGCCCUAACAAACACAGCCCUGCAGAGAGGGGUCGUUCCGUCAAAAGUAGUAGCAGUCUAUCAAGAGGAACCUCUUCAAAGAAAGAUCAAUCUGAUGGAAGAUGUCACGCCCAAAAACACAGCCCUGCAGAGAGGGGUUGUUCAGUCAAACAUAGUAGCACUCUAUCAAGAGAACCCUCUUCAGGGAAAGAUCAAUCUGGAGGAAGAAGUCUCCCCAAAAAACAAGGCCCUGCAGAGAGUGGUCAUUCAGUCAAGGGUAGUACCAGUCCAUCAAGAGGAACCUCUACAGGGAAAGAACGUCUUGUAAGAAGAUGUCGCUCCUACAAAAGUAGCCUUGCAGAGGGAUGGUGUUCAACCAAGUGUGGUAUCUGUACACCAAGAGGACUCUCUGCAGGGAAAAAUUGCCCUUCAGGAGAAAGUCACCCAAAAAAAAGUGGCCCUGCAGAUGAAGGUCAGUCAGUCGAGGGUAGUAGCAGUCCAUCAAGUGGACCCUCUAUAGCUAAAGAUCGACCUGGAAGAAGGGGUUGGCCCAACAGGCACACCCCUGCAGAGAGGGGUCAUUCUUUGGAAAGUAGUAGUGGUACAUCAAGAGGACCCUCUUCAAAGAAAGAUCAACCUGGUGGAAGAUGUCGCCCCAACAAACACAGCCCUGCAGAGAGGGGUCGUUCACUCAAGAGUAGUAGCUGUCUAUCAAGAGAACCCUCUUCAGGGAAAGAUCGAUCUGGGGGAAGAGGUCGCCCCAACAAACAAGGCCCUGCAGAUAGGGGUCAUUUAGUUGAGGGUAGUAGCAAUUCAUCAAGAGAAACCUCUGUACUCAAAGAUCGAUCUGGAGGAAGAGGUCACCUCAGCAGACAUAACUCUGCAGAGAGGGGUCGUUCUGUUGAAGGUAGUAGCAGCCUAUCAAGAGGACCCUCUUCUGGGAAAGAUCAACCUAGAGGAAGAGGUCGCCUUAACAAACAAGGCCAUAAACACAGGUGUCGUUCAGUUGAGGGUAGUAGCAGUCCAUCAAGAGGAACCUCUACAGGGAAAGAAUGUCUUGUAAGAAGAUGUUGCUCCAACAAAGGUAGCCUUGCAGAAGGAUGGAGUUUAACCAAGAGUGGUAUCUGUACACCAAGACGACUCUCUGCAGGGAAAGAUUGCCCUUCAGGAGAAGGUCACCCAAACAUCACUGGCCCUGCAGAUGAGGGUCAGUCAGUCGAGGGUAGUAGCAGUCCAUCAAGUGGACCCUCUGCAGGUAAAGAUCAAUCUGGAGGAAUAGGUCGCCCUAACAAACACAGCCCUGCAGAGGGGGUUCGUUCAGUCAAAAGUAGUAGCAGUCUAUCAACAGAAACCUCUUCAGGGAAAGAUCAAUCUAGAGGAAGAGGUCGCCCCAAAAAACAAGGCCCUGCAGAGAGGAGUCGUUCAGUCGAGGGUAGUAGCAGUCCAUCAAGAAGAACCUCUACAGCCAAAGAUCAAUCUGGAGGAAGAGGUUGCCCUAAGAAAAGCAGUCUUGGAGAGGAGGGUCUUUUGGUCAGCAAUGGUAGCAGUUCAUCAAGAGGACCCUCUGAGUGGAAAGAUCUCCCGACUGGCCAAAGUUGGCCUUUGAAGAAAAACCACCCUGCAGUGCAGGGACGCUCAGCAGAGAAUGUAAUUUGUGCAGACAGAGGGCCCUCUGAAAGGGAAGAGCAACCUGCAGAGAGAGGUUGUCCCCAAAGUAGUCACCUUGAAGAGGAAUUUCAGUUUUUUGGAAGGAAUAAAUCUGCAAAAAGAGGGCCUUCUGCAGGGAAAGAGCACCCCUUUAGCAGAGGUCAGCCUCUGAAGAAAAGCUGCCCUGAAGAGGGAGGCUGCUCAGCAGAAGGGGGUAACCAUGCAGAGAGGGAAGCAUCUGCAGGAGAAGAUUACCCCACAGGCAGAGGUCAGCCUCAGAAGAAAAGCCACCCUGCUAAGACAGGGCACUCAGUUAAGAAGAAACCUUCUGCAUGGAAAGAGCCCCACACUGGGAGAGGUCAGGUUUUAAAGAAAAGCCACCCUGCAGAGAGGCAUCCAUCUGCCUCUAUGAAAAUUUGUCCUCCUAAAAAACAUCGACCUGCAGAGAAAGUUGUCUGUGCAAAGAGAUUUCAUUCUCCAGAAAGAGUUCACUCCAUGGAGAGAAUUCAUCUUGCUAAGAAAAGUUGUCCUGCAGAGACACAGCUCUCUGCUGAGGAAGGUAGCAUGGCAGAGCCUAGUUGCUCCUUUGGGAAAGAUCUUUCAAGAGAAACAGCUAACUCUUCCCAGGAAAGCUGCACAGCUGAAGAAGGGAGUAGGGUAGACAAUAUGCAUUCUGUGGAGAAAGGUCAUGUCUCCAUUGAGAAAGGCUUCCCUGAAGAGAAACUGUCUUCAGGAUUCGUGUCUAAGGCAACAGAGCCAAACAAUAUGCUGAGUCUUCCAGAAAACAAAAUUGGCAGUGAUACCAAUCAAGAAGCCCAGGUCUCUCACCGUAAUGUGCCUGUGACUGUGAAGAUAAAAAUGGGAGUUGAGUUGAGCUUGCCUGGUGAACUGAAGUCUCGUCUUGUUGAGGACUGGGACUUGGUCUUCAAGCAAAAGCAGUUAUUCCAACUUCCUGCUGAGAAGAGUGUAGAUACCAUUCUUGCAGAAUAUGUGACUUUUGUGAAGUCACAAGGGCUUGUUGAUAAUAGAGAAUACUCUGUUGACGAGCUUGUAUUUGGAAUAAGAGUGUAUUUCAACAACAUGCUGGCCACGCAGUUGCUCUACCAGUUUGAAAGGCCCCAGUAUGCUGAAAUUCACCUAGCUUAUCCUGAUAGUCCAAUGUCUCAGGUUUAUGGGGCUCCACACCUCCUGCGAUUGUUUGUGAAUAUUGGGACUGCAUUGGCCCAUUCACCUCUUAACAGGCAGAGUCUUCUCUUAAUGUGUAACUAUAUGCAUGGUUUUCUUGAGUAUCUUGUAGAGAACUCUACUUUGUUUAAUGCCAACAAUUACAGAGUAGCUUCUGCUGAAUAUUGCUGCAAAGCCCUGUGAAGGGUCAGCUGACCACUUAGUCCUGGAUCACUAAAUAUUUGUUUCCUGUUUGCACUGUGUAAUUGAUGUUCUUGAAAAAUAUAUAACAGGGCUUAAUGUUUCCAUUUGAUUAUUUUUGUUGUGAGCAGAAAAUAAUAGUGAUUCUGUACCACCGUGUACCAUCAUUCAACAACAAAUAAAUGUUCACUAA